AUGGUGCUCAACUUCGAAUACGGUAUUAGCACAGGAAAUCGUUUCAUUGAUUUAGUUGAUCAUGACGAAGAUCCUGAUGAUUUUAUUGCCAGUAAAACUCAACCAGAAGAAAAAUCAAAAAAAUCUUCUAAAGAUUCAAAACAAGCAGCUAGUACAUCGAAAAAAAAAACAACGACUAAAACAACAACACCAUCGGUAGCUGCAACUAGCACUACACAAUCUGCCAGUACUACUACUACAGCAAAACCUAAUAAAGAAAAUGUAGCCGGAAAACCAGCAAAUACUGAUCAAAGACGACAACAACAACAACAACAACAAACAACAAAUUUUCCAGCUGAUAAUAAUAAUCAACAAUCACGUGUUGAUAGUGGUCGAGGUGGUCGUGGUUCUUGGAGACGUGGUGGUAGUGCUGGCCAAGAUCGACCCGUGUAUGAAGGUAGCUAUCGUGGCGGUGGUGGUCGUGGUCAAGAUCGACCCGCCUAUGACGGUAACUAUCGUGGUGGUGGUGGUGGUCAACAACGUUUUAAUAAAUUUGACAAUCAACCAGCAACAAAUGAAACAAAUGACUUCGAACAAAGUGGUAAUAAUUGGGAAAAUCAAAAUCAAAAUUUUGGUGGCUACCGUGGUCGCGGCCGAGGUCGAGGUGGACCGCGACGUGGAUUUUAUGAAGGAGGUCGUGGUGAUGGCCGAGGACGUGGUCGCGGUGGACGUGGACGCGGUCACUUUGGAAACCGAAACAAUGAAGACGGUGCACAAGAAACUACUGGACAACAACCGAGUGCCGACUCAAAUGUUGAUAGUACUUUUGCUCAAUCAACUACAAUUGCUAGUCAAGAUGCUGAUACAGUUGCACCACAAUCAGAAGAACAAUUCGGAAGUAAUGAAAUGCGACGAGGUCGAGGCCCUUUUCGCCCGCGAGUUUUUCGUAAUAAUCGUAAUUAUGGUGGUGAUCGUCAAAAUCAAUAUGAACAUGAAGGUGGUGAAGGAGGUCAGGAAAACUAUCGACAAUAUCGUCGUCAACAUGAUCGUCAGCCACGUUCAUAUUCAGGUGUAAAGCCUUUUGAGAAAAAAGAUGGUGCUGGCGCACAUAAUUAUGGUAAACCAACUGAAAAUCCUGAAGAAGCUCGCGCAACGAAUGAAACAACUGAUGCAGCAGAUCAAACAGAAACAGAAGCAGCAGCAGGCGCAUCCAAAGGUUGGGCAGAGCAAGUUGAUGAAGCCGAAAAACAGAUGACAUUAGACGAAUAUAAAAAACAAUUAGAAGCUAAGAAACAAGCUCAACAUGACAAAGUACCUCAAUUUAAUAGACGUACUGCUAAUGAAGGUGAAGAUCCAAAGAAUUGGCAAAAUUUUAAGCAUGUAUAUCGAAAAAAAAACGAUGAGGAAGGAGAAGAAGAAAGUGAAGAAGAAGAAAAUGAAAGUGAAGAAGAAAUUGAUGAAGAAAAUACAGUUGGAAAAAAGAAAAUCAUCACAAUUCAAUUUCGCUUUAAACCUGUUGACCUUCCACGUGGUGGUUAUAGUGGACCUCGCCGUGGUGCAGGUCGUGUUCAUGAUCGAUCAUAUCGAGAUGAUUAUCAAACAUCUAAGUCGCCAAAUCAACAACAAGGACGAUCGUAUCAGCAGAUCGGUGAAUAUAAACCAGAUGAACCACAACAACAACAACAACAACAACAAACAAGACCCUAUGGUGGACCAAGGCAAGGAUCGGGUCGUGGAGAAUAUCGUCGCACAUAUAGAAAUUCUACGCGUGGCGAUCACAAUCGAUCUGCUGUAGACCCUAAUAAAUUUGAUUUUGCCAAUACGCUUGAUUUUCCUAUUCUUUUGAAAGAAGAAAAAUAA
Rotaria socialis is the source of this 1839-nucleotide messenger RNA. The record is from the annotation of a GenBank genome assembly. Lineage: Eukaryota; Metazoa; Rotifera; Eurotatoria; Philodinida; Philodinidae.